This is a messenger RNA of Aspergillus nidulans FGSC A4, 2412 nucleotides long. Its product is annotated as putative AAA family ATPase. NCBI's taxonomy places the organism in Eukaryota, Fungi, Ascomycota, Eurotiomycetes, Eurotiales, Aspergillaceae. The record is from RefSeq and is a predicted model, not a curated record. Bases 1 to 2412 code for a protein of 803 amino acids. The transcript has 3 exons. Gene Ontology annotation, cellular component: old growing cell tip; medial cortex septin ring; new growing cell tip. Gene Ontology annotation, molecular function: ATP binding; ATP hydrolysis activity.
AUGCGCCCUAAGCCAGUGUCGUCGCUGCAAAAGACCUAUGACGACUGUUAUUUGAUGUGCUCGACGGCUGUCUACUUCGAGGGUCAGAAUAAUGAAGAUGAAGCCUUGAGAUCUUGGCGAUCCGCCUUGGAAACUAUUUACUACCACAACGCCUACCGGCUCCCCGCGAGUUACACCCCGAGUACUGAAACCGAACGGGCUCUGCAAGAAUCCAUUCGUCAACUAGAACUUCAAUGUCGUGAGCGGGUUGACCUCCUAGACGCGCUUCGCGAGAGCAGAAAAGAACAGGAUAAGGAUAAAGAUAAAGACAAGGGCAGGGACCCGUCGAGUUUGAGGAAGUUGAGGUCCCCGCCGACGCUGCGGCCGCGAUAUAACACCAACCCUAAUCCAGGUUGGAUAGGGGAUGGGACUGUUCCAGCUGUGGGAUAUACCGACCUGUCGAAACCUCCUGCCAUUCCCACACGGCCUUUGCCUGGUUCUACCGUAGCCGCCGCCGUUGCAUCUGAUCAGCCAUCGUCUCCGAACCGCCCCACGACCGCCAGGACGACGUCGCAAACCUCUACUAGGUCUACUUCCCGCACUCCUAGUCCCGAUCGCCGGAAGAUGCCGUCCAUGCCGUCCACUUUACGCGAUCCAACUCUCAAGAGAAAGAAGAAGGAUACUUCGCGUCGGAAAGAUUUGCGUCCGGUUGCAGCCUCCCAGGCGGCGGGUCUCGCCUGGGGCUCUAUCUCGCGCACUCCUUCUUCUGAGAAGACUGUGAGCGGUGCUGCAGUGGCGUCCUCGCGGCAGAGUAUCUCGAAUGACUCAAACACAAGGAAAGAUUUUGAUGACCCGCGAAAUGACCUACCUUCGCCAAGAAGUCUUUAUCAUUCUGAUAAAGCGAGCAGCGAUGCCGCGUUGGCAUCCGUCCGUCCUAAAAUGUCCGAGCAGAAGUACUCCGACUCGAUUCGAGGAAUUCCUCGCGCCCAUUCUGGAGAUGCCCAGCUCCGGAGAAGGUCCCCGGUGAAGGAGAGCCCAUCCUCAACACCCAAGGCUCCGAAACUAAGGCACCGUGAUUCUACGGAACACCGACCAACCUCUGGCAGUCGACCUCGACAAUCACCUUCGAAAAUGGUCAGUGACCCUCCGACAAGGCCCCCUUCGAAGCCAGCCGUCAAACCCAAACCCAUAACAUUAAAAGCGCCACAAUCAUUGUCAUCUGGGACUUAUUCAAGUUCCGGAAACACAACCCCACAGCCACGAGAUACUGUACGGGACCCAGAUCGAGAUAUAGUCCGUGGUUUAGAUAAAAUAAAUAUCGCAGGAAGCCCUGUGCGACGAAAACCAAAUCCCGAGACCAAGCGCCCCAUUACACCACCUUUCAGUGACCUGGAUUCGCAAGGACGUAAGUCGGCUGAAGAUGCAGAUGCAGUCGAUGCAGAAGAUGUGGACGAAGACGUCGAGGACGACUCAUUCAUGGAAAUUUUGAAGAAGCUACCAAAAGGUGUAGACGUGAACGCCGCGCGCCAGGUCCUUAAUGAUAUCGUUGUUCGCGGAGACGAAGUCCAUUGGGACGAUAUUGCCGGGUUAGAGGGCGCAAAAAAGGCAUUGAAAGAAGCCGUGGUAUACCCAUUCCUCCGACCAGACCUCUUCUCCGGGCUCCGUGAACCAGCUCGAGGUAUGUUACUCUUCGGACCUCCAGGAACUGGAAAGACGAUGCUUGCACGGGCAGUUGCGACGGAGUCCAAGUCAACAUUUUUCUCUGUAUCAGCAUCGACGCUCACAUCAAAAUGGCAUGGCGAGAGUGAAAAGCUUGUGCGAGCUUUGUUCGGCCUGGCAAAGUCAUUAGCACCCUCCAUAAUCUUCGUUGACGAAAUUGACUCGCUCCUUUCAUCGCGUUCGUCAGGGACGGAGAAUGAGGCGUCGCGCCGAUCAAAAACCGAAUUUCUCAUUCAAUGGUCUGACCUCCAGCGUGCCGCAGCUGGGCGCGAGCAACCAGUAAAGUCGGGUGACGCCAGCCGUGUUCUCGUUCUAGCAGCCACGAACAUGCCGUGGGAUAUUGACGAAGCCGCGCGCCGCCGCUUUGUCCGCCGCCAGUACAUACCUCUUCCGGAGCAUCAUGUUCGGGAACAGCAACUGCGCAGAUUACUGAGCCAUCAAGUACAUGACCUUAGUGACGAGGAUAUUGAGGUUCUCGUUCAUGUUACAGAAGGCUUCUCAGGCUCCGACAUCACUGCUCUCGCUAAAGACGCCGCCAUGGGGCCUCUCCGUAACCUCGGCGAGGCUCUCCUCCACACACCAAUGGAUCAAAUUCGCCCUAUAUGCUUCGCUGACUUUGAAGCUAGUCUCCUUUCUAUCAGACCCAGUGUUAGUAAAGAGGGUCUGCGCGCGUAUGAGGAUUGGGCGAGGCAGUUUGGCGAGCGAGCGGGCUAG